CUCGCUACACAAACAGUCGCCCCGCCCCCUCCCGUUGGACGGGCGCUGAUCCCGCCCCCUUCGGAGACGGCGCUCCCCUCCGAAACCCCCAUUAACCGUGACUUCUGACCUCGCCCGGAUUGGAAUGUUCUGGAGACCCCCCGCGCCUGCGCACUGCCGCCGGAAGCUGCUGUCCGGAGGGUCCGAACCUGGGGCCUGGUCUCCACAGUGAGGCCUGGGCUUGGGGUUCGGUGACUCUCCAGGAAGGUAGACCCCACAGAGAGCCAGCAUAACAGGAGCUAACCAGGAGGAGAACCACACGUUGACAACCAGGAAGCCAUACCAGCAGAGGCGUUGUGUAGUACCGUGGCCAGGGGCAGUGAGGGCAGGUGACGUCUCGACGGGUUACAGAAGGAGCGCGGCGAGAUGCGCGAGUGUCUGUCACUCCACAUUGGCCAGGCCGGUGUGCAGCUCGGGAAUGCCUGCUGGGAGCUGUACUGCCUGGAGCAUCGGAUCAAGCCGGACGGUAAAAUGCGCACUUCCAAGUCCGGCAGUGCCCAAGACAACUCCUUCAACACCUUCUUCAGUGAGACUGGGGCAGGGAAACACGUUCCCCGGGCCGUGUUCAUCGAUCUGGAGCCCACUGUGAUUGAUGAGGUCCGCACUGGCACCUAUCGGCAGCUCUUUCACCCUGAGCAGCUCAUCACUGGCAAGGAGGAUGCAGCUAAUAACUACGCCCGGGGCCACUGCUCCAUCGGGAAGGAGAUUGUGGAUCUGGUCUUGGAUCGAAUAAGGAAAAUGGCUGACCUGUGCACAGGGCUGCAGGGAUUCCUCAUCUUCCACAGUUUCGGGGGUGGCACUGGUUCGGGUUUCACUUCCCUCCUGAUGGAGAGACUCUCCGUCGACUACGGCAAGAAAGCCAAGCUGGAGUUCUCCGUCUACCCCGCUCCCCAGAUCUCCACCGCGGUGGUCGAGCCGUACAACGCAGUGCUGGUCACCCACUGCACCCUGGAGCACUCCGACUGCGCCUUCAUGGUGGACAACGAAGCCAUCUAUGAUAUCUGCCAGCACAACCUUGGCAUCGAGUGCCCGAGCUACACCAACCUCAACCGCCUGGUGGCACAGAUUGUCUCGUCCAUCACGGCGUCCCUGCGGUUCGAGGGCGCCCUCAACGUGGACCUGACAGAGUUCCAGACCAACCUGGUGCCCUACCCACGCAUCCACUUCCCUCUGGCCACCUACGCGCCGCUGAUGUCGAAGGAGGAGAACAAAAACACCCAGCACUCCACGCUGAAGAUCACCAAGGCCUGCUUCAAGCCAGACAACCAGAUGGUCAAGUGCAGUCCCCACACUGGCAAGUACAUGGCGUGCUGCAUGCUGUACCGAGGGGAUGUGUCGGUAAAAGAGAUCAACACUGCCAUUGCCACCAUCAAGAGCAUGCGCGCUAUCAGCUUCGUGGAUUGGUGCCCGACUGGAUUCAAGGUUGGGAUCAACCACCAGGCUCCGAUGGUGGUGCCAGGGAGUGACCUGCCCAGGCUGACCCGUGCCAUCUGUAUGCUGAGCAACACCACUGCCAUCUCUUCGGCUUGGACCCGCCUGAACAUGAAGUUCGACAAGCUGUACGCCAAGCGGGCCUUUGUGCACUGGUACGUGGGGGAAGGUCUGGAGGAAGGGGAGUUCCAGGACUCACGGGAGGACAUGGCCUCACUCGAGAGGGAUUACGAAGAGGUGGGAUAUGAUUCCAGCUACCUCAACGAGCUGACAGAGAGGGCGGAGUAAGACAAAAAAGGACAUUGACCACAGGGAGAAGGUUGACGUCUGGAAUCAACCUCCAUGCUACCAAUUCCGCGGACAUGCUAGACUACCACAUGGCAUUAUUGAGGUGUCUUCGGAUCGACGAGCCUAUCUAUGUCGGAGGUCGCCGCUAUGUCGAAUAUGUGAACCCCCUACCCCUGCAGCACAAGGAACUCAGUCUCAGGGAAACGUUCCCUUUCCAUAUCUCAGGAUCAUCCAGAAAGUUGCCACCCCACCGCUGGAAGUUUUCCCUUUUUUUUGUUUUUGGGUGUAGGUCGUUUUUCUGCAUAACAAGACCCCUCGCACAGAAAGGUGGUGAAUGGGAGGCCCCUUUGCUUUCCUUUACUGGUCUGGGAUUGGGAGGAAUUAAUAUUCGGUUCCUUGGAUACCAAAUCCCUUCUCCCCACCACCGCUGGUGAGCCCUGAACUUGCUGUUCUCCUGUUGGAUCUUCAACACGUUCCUGAGUGGGUGUUGGGGCCCUUAUUAAAUAUGUCAUCUGUGAGAUGGCUCCCUCCCAUUAGAUGGCACAUUUCCUACACCCCCUCUUGCAACCCCCACCCCAAACCCCACCCGCGCACACACCCCGCCCCCCCAGUGGAGAGGUAGGUGUCCAUUGUGAUGGGAUAUGCUUGCGUGCAUUAUACCCCUCAAUGCUUCUGGACCAGGAGGAAGAAGCAGCCAUGUAACAAUGCGGCCCUUCAGACUUCUCCCCAGCUCCAUAUUAACCCCCUGAAUCAACGUCAGUGGGAGCAGACUGGCUGCCCCUUUCUCGCAAUGCUGUUUGAGGGAUCUUGCUAUGGAAACACUUCCUUAAAUGACGACAGCGGGUGAAGUGCCCUGGGGUAUGUGGAGAGGUUCGGAAAGGCGCUACCCAAGUGGAAGCCUUCCUUGUGUUGCUUUGUCUCAUUGUGCGUGCUUUAAAGUUCUGUGCAUUUGUUGGUCGACAAGC
Rhincodon typus (whale shark) is the source of this 2723-nucleotide messenger RNA. Its product is annotated as tubulin alpha-1B chain-like. Gene Ontology annotation, cellular component: cytoplasm; microtubule. Gene Ontology annotation, biological process: microtubule cytoskeleton organization; mitotic cell cycle. NCBI's taxonomy places the organism in Eukaryota, Metazoa, Chordata, Chondrichthyes, Orectolobiformes, Rhincodontidae. The coding region runs from base 406 to 1758 and encodes 450 amino acids. The transcript is spliced from 6 exons. Gene Ontology annotation, molecular function: structural constituent of cytoskeleton; GTP binding. The record is from RefSeq and is a predicted model, not a curated record.